AUGGCCACCCUCCGCGGUAUCUUCCGUAAGGACUCCUCGUCGCUGGUGCGAGCUGCUGCUAUCUUCACAGCUGGCGCAGCCGUCGCCGCGUCUGCUUUCACCUUGUCCUCCAGCGGAUCGACAACCUCCUCCCGUCAAGUCACAGGUGCCCUCCCGGCUGCUGUUCCCGCUGAAUCCGCCGUGAGAUCUGUUUCCACCUCAGCAGACGGCGCAUCGUCGACCGCGUCUAAGGAGCACGUGGUGCUGGGUAGCGGCGAGUGCGACUGCGCUGCUCUCUGGGAGUGCCUUCAGACUCCCAACGCGGACUGCUCACAGCUGCAGAAGGAUCUGCAGGCCUGCCUCGUCGCCAAUAAGCUGAUUGCUCGCCCCAAAGCUUAG
Molecule: messenger RNA, 378 nt
Organism: Closterium sp. Naga37s-1
Lineage: Eukaryota; Viridiplantae; Streptophyta; Zygnematophyceae; Desmidiales; Closteriaceae
Source: the annotation of a GenBank genome assembly